Messenger RNA from Cryptococcus amylolentus CBS 6039, 1105 nucleotides. RefSeq lists its product as hypothetical. NCBI's taxonomy places the organism in Eukaryota, Fungi, Basidiomycota, Tremellomycetes, Tremellales, Cryptococcaceae. Gene Ontology annotation, molecular function: RNA binding. Gene Ontology annotation, cellular component: cytoplasm; catalytic step 2 spliceosome; U1 snRNP. Bases 410 to 958 code for a protein of 182 amino acids. Gene Ontology annotation, biological process: mRNA splicing, via spliceosome. The record is from RefSeq and is a predicted model, not a curated record. The transcript is spliced from 5 exons.
CAAAACAGCACAACGCAAGGGAUACCGCCAUCAUGGUGAGUCGGACUCGGCCUUGCACUGAAAGGGUGAUGGAAGGAGGAGCAGAUGCAGGGAAAGCGGGCGGAAGAACUGGAUUAGCAGAGCGUGAGGGAGAGCGCGAGGGAUUUCAACAAUUAGGAAACGUCGUCAAGCAUUGGCGCGUGGGGUCGUUCGGAAAGAUAGGCAAGAAGGAGAACGAGUGGUGUGCUGGGGAAGUAUUGUCGAAAACGGAUACUGGUUAUGAAGGACGGAUGGCCAGAGGAGGACUGUUGCUAGAAGUGGAUGGUGGUGAGGAGUUUCAAACGGAAUGUAUGCUGACCAUCGCUUGUUCUUCUUCCCUUGUCGAUUCUGGACAUUAAUCUAGCCUCCCCCUAAAGCCAAACACUCCAAAAUGGUGACGCUUGUUCACUACAGGCUCAAGGUCACCCUGAAUGAUGGCCGAUCUCUCGUUGGACAGAUGUUGGCGUACGACAAGCACAUGAACUUUGUGCUGGCCGAGUGUGAAGAGUUCCGAACCGUCAAGAGCAAGAAGAAGACCGGUACCAACGAACCUGCUCCUCCCACUCAACAAAAACGAACGCUUGGUCUCGUCAUCCUCCGUGGCGAAACAAUUGUCUCUGUCUCUGUCGAAGGCCCUCCCCCUGUCCAAAAGGACGAACCGUCUCUUGCCCCCGGUCCUGGUCAAGGAGCUGCCGCCGGUCGUGGUAUGCCGUUGGGGGCUGGCGCCCCUGGAGCGAUGGGCGCGAGGCCGAUGGCGUAUGCUAGGCCACCACCCGGGUUCCCUGGAGCGCCGGGAUUGCCCCCUGGAAUGCCUCCUGGUUUCCCUCCGGCGGGUGUUCUGCCGCCUGGGAUGCCGCCUGGAUUCAGGCCACCUGGGUUCCCUGGGGCGCCUGCUGGUAUGCCGCCUGGAUUCCCUCCUGGCUUCCGUCCCCCACAAUAGGCGUGGCGGGGGAAGAGAGAAGAGUGUCGCGGAGGCGGCGGGGCUCUGUGAGUCGAGAGGGGGCGAAGGGAGGAGCGGGGUGUUUCCUUUUAUAUUCGUUGUGACUCUAAACCUUGUUCGAUCAAAUGCAUUAUCCAUAGAAAGCGU